Messenger RNA from Caenorhabditis angaria, 1164 nucleotides. NCBI's taxonomy places the organism in Eukaryota, Metazoa, Nematoda, Chromadorea, Rhabditida, Rhabditidae. The record is from the annotation of a GenBank genome assembly.
AUGAUAACUAAUAUGGAUUUUGCAAGAUGUGCUACUUGUUUGGAAGACUACGGUAAGUCAACUAUUUUAAUAAUAAGUUAUUUUCAAUUUUGAAAUUCCCACGAUUUUCUGAAAUUCAGAUGACAGUUCUCAUCGACCAUGCAUUGGAUUUUGUGGACAUUCUUUAUGCUUGAAAUGCCAAAUCAGAAUUGUGUAAGUGAGGGAAUAUUGUUGUUAUUAUUAGAAAAAAUUAAUAAAUGGAAAAUAAUUUCCGAUGAAGCAUGAGAAAAAAACACGUUUGAUUAGUUUUUGUCUAGGAUAGUCUAGAAAAUUGAAAGCUCUGGAAAGAGAAGAAGAAGAGUGAGAAAAAUUGAGUUGACAGUUUUUGAUGUUGAUUCUGAAUUACAAAGUACAAAUACUUAAAAAAAAGUUCAAGUUUUUAUCAAAAUUCAACUGUAGGUUGACAUUUUCCAAAAAGUGAAACAUGUUUUCUUGACAUUUUUUGAAAAAUUCGAAAAGUUAGAUAUAAAAAAAAUUCGGUGGAUCAACAUUUAUGGGAAAGUUCUUCAUUUUUCUCAAAAAACAUCAAAUUUUUUUUCAGAAGCUGUCCUCUUUGCAAACGAAAAAACGCAUUCUUCGGAACCGUUAUCAAUUAUCAACUUCUCGAUGCUUGUCUUGCAAUUCGUCAAAUCGUCAACGAAAAAAAGCCCGAGACCACCCCAGAGAAAAAGUCACCGAAUAGAUCGCGUUCAGUAAACAAAAGACAUUGCGAAACACCAAAUAUUUCACAACAAGUUGUAAAUGCGACUCGACGAAACCGUCGAACUGCUUUAGAAACUGCGGUUGACAAAACUCAACAACGUGAAAUUGAAAAUGGCUGGAUUUCUCAACAUAUUCCAGCACCAGAUAUGAGAAGACGUGAUCGAUCAAAUCGUAGAUUGUCAGAGAGAAUGGGUAAUCAUUUUUUCGAAUAUAAAUAAAUCAUUGCUCAUAUUAAACUUUCAGUUUUUGGUGACCAUAUUCCUCCACCAUGUCAUUAUCGAGCAUUCUACGCAGUUCCACCAGAUGUCAGUUGAUUUGAUGAUUACCUAAAUACUUUCAAGCUCUAAUUUUUUCCAGAACUUUGCCGCAGUUCCAUCAACAUUUACUCGAAUAUUUUUUGGAAGAUCGUGCUUUGAAAUCUAA